Molecule: messenger RNA, 1179 nt
Organism: Nilaparvata lugens (brown planthopper)
Lineage: Eukaryota; Metazoa; Arthropoda; Insecta; Hemiptera; Delphacidae
Exons: 4
Coding region: 198-536 (112 amino acids)
Source: RefSeq, a predicted model, not a curated record
GUGAACACUGAACAGUGCAAGAUGUCGGCAGAGAGUUCUGUUAUCGUCUCAAUUUUAACUCGGUUUUGGUUGGAUAUUAAUGGUUUAUUAGCAAUUAUUUCUUUUCAAACAAUUAUAAUUUAUGUUCACAGUGAUAUUGAAAUCAUUGUGUGAAAGUUUCAUCGAAUCAUUUCCAGUGGUUUGUGCUUCGUAGACCUAUGGCGUUGUUUUGCUACAUGCUUUUCACCGAAAAUGAUGAUAUUAUAAUAUGCAAAAGAUGUGCUUCAAAGUUUGACACCCUAGAUCAGCUAGAAGAACGAGGGAAGUCAAUUCGAUCUGAUCUCUUGACCGACCUUGAGAUAAAUUAUGAACUCGAACAGGGCGAACUCAGCAGGGGAUUCACGCCGCUAAUCAGGAGUAAAACACGUCCCGCUUAUACGGUUACUUCUCACGACUCACACGAUGGUGAUGAGAUGACGUCAUGCAAGUUGAUGGAAGUGAACCGGGCAGUGAUAGAAGAAUAUUUGCAAAGCAGUUGGGAAGUGAACACAAAAUAGACAUCGCAGCCACAAAACAACAUAAGUAACUUAUCAUCUGCUUUUACUCCGUCAUCUUCUUCUUCUGCUGCUACUGCUACUGCUGAUUCUUCUGUGCUGAGAAAUCAACACUUGGACCCUUGUAGCCGAUUGCUUGAUAACUUGCAUGUUUAUUUUCUAAUAUUAAAGUGUCAAAUACGCCUACUGCCCAUGAAAACGAAAGUUAAAAAAAAUACCAAAUUAUUACAGUUUAAUAUAGAAAAUGAAAAAUUAUUGAACUAAACUUUUCAUUCCAAAUAGAUUUUAUAUUUUUCUUAAAGUUGUGAAUUUGUAAAAUAUAGUAAUAACCUGUGUAAUUAGUUGUAAACAAAUUUUAAAUGCUAUAAAUAUUCAUUUGUACUCAAUUUUUGUAACGAUUUGCCAACUUUAUCAAUGCUAUUCCGAAUUUAUUAGGCUUAGUUAGAUCGAUGUAUAUUUAUUAUUUAUUUAUUGCUACUGUGACAAUUUCGCAUCAUACUUGAGACUCUAAUCGUUUACAACCUCUAUUUAUUUCUCGAUCUCAAAAAUAAUAAUUCAGAAGUUGACUGCUAUUUCUUUGCUUUGGAUAAGAAUGUAACUUACUUGCAUUGGAAUUUUAUUUUCAAUAAAUCUUAUUUUUCCAGAA